This is a messenger RNA of Pipistrellus kuhlii (Kuhl's pipistrelle), 1563 nucleotides long. RefSeq names its product serine palmitoyltransferase small subunit B (gene SPTSSB). Gene Ontology annotation, biological process: endoplasmic reticulum organization; ceramide biosynthetic process. The record is from RefSeq and is a predicted model, not a curated record. Gene Ontology annotation, molecular function: serine C-palmitoyltransferase activity. The coding region runs from base 820 to 1089 and encodes 89 amino acids. The transcript has 4 exons. Lineage: Eukaryota; Metazoa; Chordata; Mammalia; Chiroptera; Vespertilionidae. Gene Ontology annotation, cellular component: serine palmitoyltransferase complex.
GGCCCCCCAGGUUCUCUGCUCCUCCCCAAAGGAUGUGCCCCUUUGGCAGGGCCGGGGCUCCCGGCCCGAGGGCGGGGGGAGGGCGCCUCCCUCUCCCUCCUCCCCAUCCGCGCCUCGGCUGCGCCCGCCCGGGGUUUUACUGCAGCGGCCGGAGGUGACAGGGACGCCCUAGCCUCCUCGGCAGCUCCCAGGAGCCGGCUUCCCCGGCAUCCCCGAGGUCCUGCACCUGCGAGGCGGGUCCCGAGGAGGGCUGCCAGCCGCAGAAAAGCGAAUUUUAAAAUGUGGAAGUCGCAGGGCUGCAUUCCUCCUCCCGGGACCAGCCCGGGCGCCCUGCGCUGACAGCCUGUGGGUAGUUGGGACCGUGGAGCCAAGGGGGAGGGGAGUGGUGCAGCCUCGUUCACGAGCUCUGCGAGGAGUCGCCGGAGCCGCGCGGUUGGACACAAGUUUGCGUGGGAGUGUUUUCCUUUUGUCAAUAAUUAAUCGGCCUGGCAGAAUCGGAGUUUUGGCAAUCGCGCAGGCGGCGGGGCCGAACACCCAACUUUGGGAAGCUCUAAGGCGCCGGGGCGCAGGGGGAAGCUGGCAGCAGCGUCUGGAGAGGCGCCAACCCCUUGGUGCUCCGCUGAGCCUAAGCCGCAGAGGGGUACACCCACCCAGGAGAUGAAGAAACAGCAGCCCUGAGAGAAGUAACCCAGAAUUAUUCCGUGGAGGAGCAAGAACAAGAAUCCAAGCCUGGACCCACCUAGGCAGCAACUCCCAAUCCUGUUUCUUCCAGCCUCUGGUAACAGCCGUCCCACUUCAUCUAGAGUUCGACUACUCUAGAUGUCUCAUGACAGCUUUCUGCAGCUGAAGGAGCCAGCCAUGGAUUUCAGGCGCGUGAAGGACUAUUUCUCCUGGCUCUACUACCAGUACCAAAUCAUCAGCUGCUGUGCUGUCCUGGAGCCCUGGGAGCAGUCCAUGUUCAAUACCAUCCUGCUCACCAUUUUCGCUAUGGUGGUGUACACUGCCUAUGUUUUCAUCCCAAUCCACGUCCGCCUGGCUUGGGAGUUUUUCUCCAAAAUGUGUGGCUACCACAGUACACUUUCGAAUUGAUCGUGCUCGCGUUCUGUGAAUUCGCAGUGCACAUGCGUACGUUGCUUGCAACUCCUUGUUUUAGGUGAUUACCGUGUCUUCUUUCACUUUCUGAUCUCAAAAGCUCCCACUUUUCUAUGCACUUCUCUUAGGUCCUGCCUGAAAUUUGCAAUAGAGGCCUCUUUAGGUUCUUUUGUACAUGUUACAUUGUGUAUCAGACCAAGAUAAUACAAUGACCUUACCUCACGUACCAUAUUGUAUCAAGUUAAAUCUAUGACUUUAGUGUGUGUAGUUUUUUAAUCAGGAAAUUUCAUAUAAAAUUUUUUCUGGAAAGUAGGCUCAUGAGACCUAUCAGAAACGUGUUUAAAAUAUUUGCUCCCUUGAUACCUAUUCUAUAUUAAAGGGUAUAUUUUUUAAAAUGUGUUCAUAGGCUACUGUCAAAAUAUCAGAUCCUUGUUUACAAUAUAAAGGUGUGAAUGAAUUAUAUGGGCCCCC